GCAGGCGCUGGAGGUGCGGAGACAGCUGAACAGCACAUCUUGGCGUGAGUUUCCCAGCCGGAGUGUUCUUGUGAAAUUAUUUGUGUGCUUCUUCUAUAAUGGGCUGAUAGAGGAGGCCUAUAACUGCGCAUCUUGAGAAGAGUAUGACCCACAGAGUCAGCCCGGUGAAAGCCUAUGACUUCCUUCUGAAGUUCCUUUUGGUUGGUGAUAGUGAUGUUGGCAAAGGGGAAAUACUGGCAAGCUUGCAGGAUGGAUCCACAGAGUCACCUUAUGGUUACAAUAUGGGCAUCGACUACAAGACAACCACAAUAUUACUGGAUGGUCGUCGGAUAAAGUUACAGCUCUGGGACACGUCGGGACAGGGAAGGUUCUGCACAAUAUUUCGUUCCUAUUCAAGGGGUGCUCAGGGUGUAAUUCUGGUGUAUGACAUCACAAACCGCUGGUCAUUUGACGGGAUAGAUCGGUGGAUUAAAGAGAUAGAUGAGCAUGCUCCCGGGGUGCCCAAAAUCCUGGUGGGGAACCGCCUUCAUUUAGCCUUUAAACGGCAGGUGUCAACAGACCAAGCACAAAACUUUGCUGAGCGGCUCGGUAUGACAUUCUUUGAAGUCAGCCCCUUGUGUAACUUUAAUAUCACAGAGUCGUUCACUGAACUGGCGCGGAUAGUUCUAAUGAGACAUGGAAUGGACCGACUCUGGAGGCCCAACAAGGUACUGAGUUUACAAGACCUCUGCUGCCGAGCCAUUGUGUCCUGCACCCCAGUUCACCUCGUGGACAAGCUCCCUCUCCCUGUUGCCUUAAGAAGCCAUUUAAAGUCUUUUUCCAUGGCCAAUGGUCUGAACGCCAGAAUGAUGCAUGGCCGCUCCUACUCGCUGACUGCCAACAACGCAAACAAGAGGAACAGCCUCAAAAAAGCCAAGAUCAUCCGUCCCCCUCAAAGCCCCCCCAAAAACUUUACCAGAAACAGCUGCAAAAUCUCCUAGUCUUGUACCCCGUCUGACUUUUCUUUUGUUCCUUGCUUUCUUUCGUCUGGAGCCCUCAGGAUUUGUAAAGAAAUAAUGCUCCACAUUCAGAGUUGGCGUAAAAAACUGAUGGCAUAAACGUUGCUUUGGAAUCUAAUUUUAGACACUACAAAAAAUAUAAAAUAACGGAGAAACGUGCAAAAAAAAAAAAUAGCGUUUAUAAAUAAAAUGCAUGGGCCUUUGUGCGCGUGAAUGUGACAGUUUGUGUGCUUACAAAAUAAAGGGAAUAUUUGCCAUUUUUGUUAAUUACACUUAAUUACUUGUACGCGGUAAUGAAUCGCACAGAGUCGUCUCUUAGUCCAGUGAUUUGCGAAGUAAUCGUGUUCAUGGCAGAGAGGAAACAAUGUGAUGUAUAGAUUGCACAAUUAUAGCCACCGUAUGGUAUUAUCUUUUAGUAACAUUGGAUUGGUUGUAAGUUUAGAAUCCUGACGGAGCCACGGCACAGGCCGCUGGGGUGUACAUAGGACAGUGAAUGCACUCGUACGUCAGGUUUGUGUAUGAAACAGGUUCUUUGAUAUAACAGAAAUUGUUUUUGCAUUGUUAUUUAAUAACCUUUUGGGAGGAUUUAAUUAUAUUUCUGCUUAUAUUUCUGUAAAAGCGACCGUUUUUGUACCAGAUACUGCCGUGUUUCAGAGAGAAAUAUAUAUGUGUAUAUAUAUAUGCCAAAGAUUGCUAUGAAAUGUGAAUAUUUUCCAUAUGCAGGAGAGCUGCCAAGAGAAUGUGAUGCGCAGAAUUGUUUUAUAAGAGAGAACACUAUUAUUUAAGAUGAAUAAAUGUCUUUCAACAUC
Molecule: messenger RNA, 1807 nt
Organism: Xenopus laevis (African clawed frog)
Lineage: Eukaryota; Metazoa; Chordata; Amphibia; Anura; Pipidae
Gene: rab40b.S
Source: RefSeq, marked predicted